This is a messenger RNA of Cyanistes caeruleus (blue tit), 1018 nucleotides long. The record is from RefSeq and is a predicted model, not a curated record. NCBI's taxonomy places the organism in Eukaryota, Metazoa, Chordata, Aves, Passeriformes, Paridae.
UAUUAACAUGGAAGCAACAGAAAUGUGCCAAAAAUGGAUGUGGUAACUGCUGGCCUGCAGGAUAAGUAUCCUCAGUGGAUGCUUACAGAGAGUCAGGAGGAAACUUCUUUGGGCCACAAAAAGAAGCCUGGUGCCCAGAGGAGUGUUCUGGAGGAUGGGCUGCCAUUCCUGGAGUUCUGUGGCUCUGUUGUUUAUAGCUACCAAGCCAGUGACUGUUCUCUUCUCUCUGAAGAUAUCAGGCAGAGUUUAUCAGAUGGGGCUGCUGUUGGAUUUGACAUUGAAUGGCCACCAUCAUACAUGAAAGGGAAGAUGGCCAAAACAGCUGUGAUCCAGAUAUGUGUCACCGAGGACAAGUGUUACUUGUUUCACAUCUCCUCCAUGGCAGGUAAUGUACUCCCUCUCUUAUUUAGGCCCUGAACUGCUCGUUGUUUCAUGUGGUUAAGUUUGAAUUUAAGCCUUGAGCAAUGGCUGAUAUAUCCUGCUACAUGGGACAGUAAAAAUCCACCCUUUUUCUCCCCUUUCCCACCUAUAAUAAAGGCAUUUAUUCUUGGAGCGAUGCCUGUAUAUUAAGACAAUCUUAGCUUGUCAUGUGUGCUUGGGUUCUGAACAGGGGAGAAGAGCCUUACUUGGGGAUUAUUUUUCUCUCUGGGAGAGAUUAUUUUAUUCCAGUUUUAAAAAUUUAAUUCUCUGCUCCUAUAAUGAGUUUUCUCUUUAGUGCCAAAAUAAACAGUGAUCCUAAAUAGAGCAGGCUGGGGGGUUUUUUUGUGUUUUCCUUUGGUUUUUUUUUUGUUUUAUUUUGUUUUUUUGUUUGGCUUCAAGAAAAAAAUCCUCAAAAAUGAUGGCUCUUGUGCCCUUUAUUCCCAAUAUCUGCAUUACAUGAGAUCAGCUUUGGGAAAGAGUACUGGGUACCUGGUGUGACGCAGCCGUGGGGAGAGAAGGGGUUGUGCUUAGCAGAGGCUGAAUUCAUUAUGGGUGUGAAUAAAAGCUUCCAAAUAGGGAAAAUAGGGAUGAGGGAAGG